Molecule: messenger RNA, 2434 nt
Organism: Osmerus eperlanus (European smelt)
Lineage: Eukaryota; Metazoa; Chordata; Actinopteri; Osmeriformes; Osmeridae
Gene: acp2
Product: acid phosphatase 2, lysosomal
Exons: 11
Coding region: 98-1354 (418 amino acids)
Biological process (GO): lysosome organization; dephosphorylation
Cellular component (GO): lysosome
Molecular function (GO): acid phosphatase activity
Source: RefSeq, a predicted model, not a curated record
UUGGUUGUUUCAGGCAGUAGAUUAUUGUGCUAGCUGGUUAGCUAACAGUCAGUCAGGUGUUUUGCCUCUGUCAAGCGUAGCUAGCUAACUGUAUGAAAUGGGCGCUUCGGCACUGCCCACGUUUAUACUGACAUUAGUCGUUGUUUUCAACGAAAUUUUGGGAGACAAGAGACUAACAUUCGUGACUGUGCUGUAUCGUCAUGGAGACAGAUCCCCUGUCAAAGCCUAUCCUACAGAUCCCUAUCAAGACAGCUCCUGGCCCCAGGGCUUUGGACAACUGUCUCAGGAGGGGAUGAGGCAGCACUUUGAGCUGGGCAGGGUGCUCAGGCAGAGAUACCAGGGCUUCCUCAAUGAAACGUACGACCGACACCAGAUCUCGGUGAGGAGUACAGACUAUGACCGGACCCUAAUGAGUGCCCAGGCUAACCUGGCAGGCCUAUAUCCCCCCAAUGGCUCCCAGGUGUUCAGACCAGGCCUGGACUGGCAGCCUAUCCCUGUUCACACUGUGCCCCAGGCAGAGGAGAGGCUGCUGUCCUUCCCCAUUUCACACUGCCCUCGCUACCAACUACUCAUGAACGAGACGGCGCAGACACCUGAGUUCCUCAACAUGACUGACACCUACAAGGAUUUUCUAGAGAUGGUGAGGAACAAGACUGGUCUGACGACAGCCAACAUCGAGUCUGUCUGGAGUGUCCACGACACACUCUUCUGUGAGUCAAAGCACAACAUGAGCGCCCCCUCCUGGGUGACGGCGGAGGUGAUGGAAAACCUGAGGAAACUGAAGGACUUUGGCUUCCAGAUCAUGUUUGGAGUCUACAAGCAGCAGGAGAAGAGCCGGCUUAACGGAGGUAUUCUGCUGGGCCAGAUAUUGAAGAACAUGUCUAAGUUCUCUGUUCCAGACCCCAAGCGCCAUCUACGCAUGAUGAUGCUGUCUGCUCAUGACACCACCAUCGUGGCUCUUCAGUCCAGUCUCGGCGUGUUCAACGGCCAGCAGCCUCCAUAUGCUUCCUGUCACAUGUUCGAGCUCUACCAGGAAGACAACGGGUCCCUAUCAGUGGCCAUGUUCUAUCGUAACGACAGUGCCGCAGAGCCCUACCCCCUGGUUCUGCCCGGGUGUGCCCUCCACUGCCCCUUGGAAGACUUCAUCCACCUGACUAGCCCCUCCAUCUCAAACGACUGGGAGAAAGAGUGCCAGCUGGACGCCUCUUCCAGGGACACGGAAUUGAUGAUUGGUCUAGCGGUAUGUGGCUGCCUCCUCUUUCUCCUCAUCAUCCUCAUCCUCACCGUCAUGUAUCGGCAGAAGGAUGUGAGCGGUGGUUACAGUCAUGUGAUGAAUGAGGGGGAGGAGUCCUGACAGAUGGACAAGCUCUGCCUGCUGGGCAGUGGAGGCAGCCAUCGAUAUGACCCCUGGGACAGCGAGGACGACUUCUGAACUUUUCCCUCCACCUCGCAAAUUAACAGCUGGUGUUCUGCCCUGCUGUGACCACUGAUUGGCUGUCUACCUGCCCCUUGAUGGUGCCACAGGAGAAGGGAACAUGGUUGCUUUUAAUCUUGGUCUUCAACUCUGCCUUUUAUGUGACAUCCUGAGUUUGACCUCUGAUAACCAGAGAGUUUAUCGCUGAAAGUUGAAUGUGUGUGUGUAUGUGUGUGUGGCUUGAUGCCUGUAGUUCUGGCUGACGUAACAGGAACCACAGGGUCCAGACUGUGUACUGUGCUGAGCGGGCCUUCACAUUGUGGCCUGAGGCUCAUGGCUGAACUGGGGGAGAGGCUUGUGAAACACUGGUACUACUGUUCCCCUUGAACUAUCUCUGACCCCCCCCUUCCCCCCACAACCGCUAACUCUGUUCAUUCCAUGUGUGAUUCCUGACACUAGUUGUUGCUGUGCUCAACCUAAGAAUGUUCUUAGUAGAAUGUGAUGCUUCCUUCACACAGUCCAACUUGACACAAGCUUCUGAAUUCUAGGAUGUUAUGAGAUCUUCACCAUUUUAGGUUGAAUCUUAACAUGGCAUCAAUGGCCUUCACCAUUAUGUUUGAGAAUCUUCUGAGACCAUUACCAUUGGAUUCUAGGAUGUUCUCUGAGAUAAUUUCCAAUAAGCUUUACCAAUGUCUUUGUAAUAAGGCUUGACAUGAUUUCAGCAGUUUUCUGAUAAGACAUCUGUUGUUUUGUAAAACUAAUUAGCAACGUUUGCAUUUUCUGUCAGCAUUUGUACAUUUUAUUGCAUUUAAAUUAAGGAUCUUGUGGUGUUAUUGCAACUUUUCCAAUGAGAAUGUAAUUAAUUCACACAAUUUAUUGUUCCAGCGAUAAAGUAAGUCUGGGUCCGUUUAGGAGGUUGCCAUGGUAAGCUCACAGUAUGAAGUGCCACAUAAUAGUAUUGUCUUUUUAACAAGGUUUAUCCAAUCAGUUGUGCUGUCAAAUAAAAUAUUGAACUUUAAA